This is a messenger RNA of Plasmopara halstedii, 1878 nucleotides long. Its product is annotated as RxLR-like protein. NCBI's taxonomy places the organism in Eukaryota, Oomycota, Peronosporomycetes, Peronosporales, Peronosporaceae. Bases 1 to 1878 code for a protein of 625 amino acids. Gene Ontology annotation, molecular function: beta-glucosidase activity. The transcript has 2 exons. The record is from RefSeq and is a predicted model, not a curated record. Gene Ontology annotation, biological process: glucan catabolic process.
AUGGGGCUGCAAACUCUCGUUUUCGCAAGCUUUGUCACUUUGGCUACAGCUUCUUUGGCUACACCAUCGAUAGCUACCGACUGGCACGUUCAAAACCGCGUUGAAGCAAUCAUGUCGACAAUGGAUAUAGGUGACAUGCUUGGUCAAAUGACGCAGCUCGAUGUGAGCACAAUUUUGCAUCCAAAUCGCACUUUAAAUCAAGCUGUGGUUCACGAGCAUGCUAGACUAAAUGUCGGUUCUUAUCUUAAUUCUCCAGGCGCUGAGUUGAACGACUCAACUUCAAACUCAACCCACAUCUUUUCUCCUCUAGAGUGGCGCAAUUUGAUCACCGAAAUCCAAGACAUUUAUGCAAGUCACCACAGUCAUCCAAUCAUUUAUGGCCUGGACUCGGUGCACGGAGCCAACUACGUCCGUGGAGCAGUGCUUUUUGGACAGCAAAUCAAUGCUGCUGCAACAUUCAAUCCAGAACUGGUCUACAAUAUGGGGCGGAUCACGGCUCGUGAUACGGGAGCUGCUGGGAUUCCCUGGCUUUUUUCACCAAUUCUUGAAAUCUCGCGAAAUCCUCUUUGGGCCCGAACAUUUGAAACUUUUGGUGAAGAUCCUUAUCUUGUUUCCGUCAUGGCCGAUGCCAUUAUCCGCGGUAUUCAGAGCAACGGAACGACAGCGGCCUGUAUGAAGCAUAUUAUCGGCUACUCCAAGACUCCGACCGGUCACGAUCGCGUCGGCGUCACAAUAUCCGAUUUUGAAUUACUUAACCAAUUUGCUCCGUCAUUCCUGGCUGCCAUCAAAGCGGGAGCUAUGACGGCAAUGGAAAGCUAUAUUUCUAUUAACGGCAUUCCUGUCGUUGCCAACACGAAGAUCCUGCAGGAUCUUGUACGCCACGAUAUGCGCUUUGACGGUAUGAUUGUGACGGACUAUGCUGAGAUUCACAAUCUUCACGUGUGGCAUCGAGUAGCGAAGACCGAUCAAGAGGCAGUUCGAAUGGCCCUUACAAACGCUCCGCUCGACAUGAGUAUGGUGCCAUACAAUAUCUCUUUCAUCGACAUGGCUCGCCUGACGGUCGAGGAGAACCCUGCUCUACUGACUCGAAUUAGAGAUUCUACGCGACGUAUUGUAUCGACAAAGGUCAAGCUCGGCUUGUACGAGAACGCGCUUCCCGGAACUGAAGCUGAUAUUGCGCUUGUAGGUCAAAACGAGAGUCGUCAAGCAGCAUUAGAUCUCGCACGCGAGUCCAUUAUUCUCCUUAAGAACGAGAACAAUGUACUUCCUUUGAACGUGAACAGCGACGUUUUUCUUACAGGCCAUGCAGCAGACAAUGUUGGUCUCUUGUGUGGCGGGUGGUCACUGCGCUGGCAAGGCGUGUCCGGCAACAAUCUUUUUCCGAACGGAAUCUCGAUUCAUCAGGGAAUCAUCAACAUUUUGAACACGAGUUCUGGCUCGUAUCAUUUUGCCAAUGACCUUUAUCCUAAUGGUUCAUUCUCCUUGGAUGCUCUCCAGAUGAUCAAAAGUCGAGGGAUCCCGCCGAGCUACACGAUUGUAGCCAUCGGUGAAAGAGAAUACGCUGAGAAGCCUGGUGAUAUUGAUGAUUUGAGUUUGCCACAAGGUCAGAUCGAGUACGUCCGCGAAAUCGCUGCUACGGGUACUAAAGUGAUUCUUGUGUUAGUUCAAGGUCGCCCUCGUCUGUUGCAGGGUCUUGCGGAACUCGCUCAUGGUAUCGUUUACGCAAUUCUGCCGGGUGAGUUGGGCGGACAGGCGCUGGCCGAGAUUCUCUUUGGUCAUGUUAAUCGAUUUUUUUCUAAGUUAAGCUCAGCGUUCAUCAAACUACCAACCAAACCCGGCGAUCGCAUUGAUUUUUUUCAAUGUAUUGUGAAGCACUAA